This is a messenger RNA of Acipenser ruthenus (sterlet), 5759 nucleotides long. Its product is annotated as COUP transcription factor 2. The transcript has 3 exons. The coding region runs from base 3332 to 4597 and encodes 421 amino acids. Gene Ontology annotation, biological process: negative regulation of transcription by RNA polymerase II; cell differentiation; anatomical structure development. Gene Ontology annotation, molecular function: retinoic acid binding; zinc ion binding; nuclear receptor activity. Lineage: Eukaryota; Metazoa; Chordata; Actinopteri; Acipenseriformes; Acipenseridae. The record is from RefSeq and is a predicted model, not a curated record.
GGGUGGCAUUUGCAUCACAAUUAUUCAAAUCUGAAAAUACCCAGAUAUGUUUUAUAAUAAUAAUUAUAAUUAUAAUAAUCAUAUUUGUACCUGUUAUGUCUUAUUUGAAAGAAUCAGUUUAAAUGUAUGCAGCUGUAACCCAAUACCCAGUCUUCUGUGCAUGUAGUGCGGGUUGCGUUUGCUUAAACUCGCCUCUUAGUUCUAAUACUAAUCUUGAAAUGCUUUAUUUCUAUGGAUAUGCACAUUCACAGCACGGCGGUAUAACGUUGCCCGGUAUGCCUUAUUUGCAGUGCUUAAUAAUGAAAAUAUUUAAUUGCAUAUGAAUUUAGUUUAUUUAUUUAAGUAAGCCUUGUUGUACCCAGGUUAUGGACACAGAAAAUGCUAAUGGUACAAGGCACAUUGUUAAUCUUUGUAAUAAUAGUGAAAAUAGCGUGUUAUUUAAAAGAUCAGUUCAAGAUGUAAUACAACCAAACUCAAAAGCGGUUUGGCUUUCAAAAUCGUGACCAAACUCAAAUAUAGAUAUAUUAUUAUUAUUAUUGUUGGUGCUAGUAUUGCUGUUAUAAUUACUGGCUUAUGCAUUUAUGAUGUAAAUAAAGAAUUAUGUAGGUUUGUAUUUCCAUGCAUCACCGCACUAUCUUGACUUUGAGUCGGGCUCGGAAUAAUACUUAUGUUAAUGUCACUGAGCUAUUGAAAACGUUUUGGUUUCUGCAAUUAACCAAUUUAAUGAAAUUCAAAUAACACCUACUUAAUUUUAUUAUUACAAUAUUUCACAUAUUUGGAAAUGCAUAUUACUGUUUGGAUCUUGGUAAAUCAAUACUAAAAGCCCAUUAGAAAACAAUAUUAUAUUUCUUUCGCUCUGUUUGCUGGUAGCCUUCAUGUGUUAGUGAACAAGUGCCGGGUCUUAAAAUGUAUCACAUAAAAUGAUGGUAAAGAUGCUGUUGAAACUAGUCUGGUGAUGUGCGUGAUAUAAAGUGUAUUUCUCAUUGUAUUUAUUGUGACGGCUGAUCUCUACACUAUUUCUACCCUGUGCAUUCGCUUUCUUUUAUAAUAUAUCCUUAAUUCUUUACCCACAGUUAUCGGCUUGAUUUAUCUGCACAAAACAAUUUGCACUGCUCAUAAUAUACUCCAGAAAUAUAAUAUAUUAUAAUAUAUAUUCAUGUAUUAUAAUAUAUUAGUGUAGUUAUAAAUAUAUAGAGAGAGCGAGAGAGUAUAAUAUAGACUUAUAUAUUUUUUUAAAUAUCUUGAGAAGUGCAAAUCAACCAGCUCGGAUCACAGAAGUGUUUUUGGAGAUCAAAAGACAAAAGAUAUCUUAUUUUUACGGUUUAAACAAACACAACAGAGCUAGCCUAUUUCCGUUUCUUGUUACUGAGGGGUUUAUUGUGUGUGCUUAAUAUAUACAUUUGCAAUAAAACCGAACAAGACAAUCUGAUAAAAGACACUCCUUGCAUUGUGUACACGAUGUUCCCUAUAAUGUAAAAUACCUGGCAUGUUCCUUCCAUGACGUUUGUUAAUUGCUUUUCUUUUUGUUUUAUUUUAUUUAUUUAAAACAAUUAUUCUCAAAACCUACUAGCAGCCCUAAGAUCAUUGCAUAAAUUAUUGCUGUAUGCUUAAUACAUCCCAUUGUUAUAUGGGUAUAGAUAUUUGAACCCUGAGCAACAUGAUUUCAAUGGUUUUAUAUUUGACUAUCUAUAAUUACUAAAGUUUAUUGCAUCCAGCUAAAUAGCUGAAACAUUCCAUGAUAUCUUUCAUUCUAAGUAGACCUAAGACUAUGCUCGUGCAGGGUGGUUGACGAGUCUAACAUAACACACCAGCGCCACUAGAACACGUGAAAACAACGCUUUUGUUGCAUUAACUGAUAUAUCGAUUAAUCACCACUAACUACCUGAAGAAAAAAAAAAAGUUACUAAAAUUAACAUUUUCAAUAGACGUGUAAGGUUCUGUUGAUUCAAUGCUCGUGCUUACAAACUCACAGCUAAUAGCCUCUUAUUGUCGGAUGAAGAAUUUAAAAGUGCACGUCAAAUUAUAGGAAAGCAAACACUUAAAAAAAAAAGAAAAUACCUUUUUUUUUUACUCUUCCAUUCUUUAUUCAACAGCAAUAUAUUAAAACAACAAACGGCGAUCAGCUUGCACUCUCUAUAACAGUCUAAACGUUUUCAUAUGUGUAAAACACACAUUUAAGAAUGCUGUUUCAAUAGCAUUUGUCCAUGCGCUCCCCAGUUAAUACUUAAAUCCAAACAUAUAUGUAAUAUCAUGGUUUCAUUAUAAUUCAGUGAAUAGUGCAGAACCGGCGUGGUAGGGCGGCUGUGUCGUUUAAUGAUCUCUCUUUAGGACCAAGCGGUUUCUUCGGCUUGGCAAAGCACCAAGUAGCACAAGUGCCGGCUGGCCAAUGGGACUGCAGGGGCGGUCCGAGCGCUCUGACCAGUCAAACGAAGUCACUUUCCUUAUAAGGCAGCCGGUCUCCAUGGUAACGUGUGCUAAGUUGCAGCAGUCGUGUCAAAGUUCACUAUAUAGAGAGCUCAGUGAGCUGAUCAGAGGGAAAGCAUUCUGCUAGCCCGGCUCCUACAAAUCGCGUUCGCUUCCCAACCUCCCCCUUUUUAACAUAUUUGAUCACUUCGAUUCUCUGUUCUUUUUUUAUUAUUAUUUUUUACGCGCAUGAAGGAGGUUGUGUAGGUUGUGAUCUUUAAAAAAAGGCAUUAUUACCAUUGCUUGCGAGUUGACUUCGUGUUUCUCUCCAGCACUAUAGCUACUGCUGCUGCUGUGCAGCUAGCACAACUACAGCAAGAAGAGAAGGAACUAGCAUCAAGAUUUUUUUGUUUUGUUUUUAAUUCAGUUCAUGAUUUUCCCCAGGACUUAUACUUUAUCGGGGGGUCGUUCGCUGCUGGUACCUUAAGAGCCGAGCCGAGCUUUCUUUUUUUUUUUUUUUACCCUGUAAUCUUUAACCUCUCCAUCCAACCAUUUUAUUAUCUUCAUUUUUUUUCUUUUUUUUGAUGGGUUUCCUGAAUGGCUGACGGUAAGCUGCCCUGGACUUGGCCUCAAGACUCUGGUCUCUUCUUCAGCUCGUCUCCGAAUCCGGUCUAACAGACAGAAAGAAAGGAAAAAAAAAUACCUAAAAAAAGAAGAAAAAGACUUGAUUCAAUUUCCUCCCAAGUUUCUCCAGACAAUCCUAUCUUCUGUGCAGCUUUGAUUUCCCCCUCUUCAAUCUCGCUUGAUAACUGCUACGAACACGCUGCUCUCUUGAAAAAAGAAAUCAAAGCAACUGAAGCCCACCCCUCCAAAAAAAAAGGACAAAAAAGGGACAAAAAAAAAAGUUUCUCGACGUCGUCUGAUAGAUAUGGCAAUGGUAGUGUGGCGCGGCUCCCAGGACGAAGUAUCCGAAACGCAAGGGACCCUGACUUCCCAGGUCCCGCAAGUAGGACCACUGGUGCUAUCGACCUCUCAGACUGCACAAGCAAACCCACAGACUCCCGUUCAAGGGGGUCCUCCGACCACAACAGCGCAGUCUACUCCGUCAAACCAGACGAACCAGCAAAGCCAAACGGUGGAAAAACAACAGCCCCCGCACAUCGAGUGCGUGGUUUGCGGGGACAAGUCGAGUGGCAAACACUAUGGCCAGUUCACCUGCGAGGGUUGCAAAAGCUUCUUUAAAAGGAGUGUACGGAGAAACCUGAGUUACACAUGCCGUGCCAAUAGGAACUGUCCCAUUGACCAACACCACCGCAAUCAGUGUCAGUACUGCCGCCUCAAAAAGUGCCUCAAAGUCGGCAUGAGACGGGAAGUUUCUCUUUUUACUGCAGCAGUACAAAGGGGACGGAUGCCACCCACGCAGCCACACCAUGGCCAGUUCUCCUUGACAAAUGGGGACCCCCUGAACUGCCAUUCCUACUUAUCCGGAUAUAUCUCCCUUCUUCUGAGAGCAGAGCCCUACCCAACUUCCCGAUAUGGCAGCCAGUGCAUGCAGCCUAACAACAUCAUGGGCAUCGAGAACAUUUGUGAACUGGCAGCCAGGAUGCUGUUCAGCGCGGUGGAGUGGGCGAGGAAUAUCCCUUUCUUUCCAGACCUUCAGAUCACUGACCAGGUGGCCCUCUUAAGGCUCACCUGGAGCGAGUUGUUUGUGCUCAACGCUGCCCAGUGUUCCAUGCCGCUCCACGUGGCUCCUCUGCUGGCGGCGGCAGGCCUCCACGCCUCGCCCAUGUCAGCAGACAGAGUGGUGGCCUUCAUGGACCACAUAAGAAUCUUUCAAGAACAAGUGGAGAAGCUCAAGGCUUUGCAUGUUGAUUCUGCUGAAUACAGCUGCUUAAAAGCUAUAGUGCUUUUCACCUCAGAUGCUUGUGGUCUUUCAGAUGUGGCUCAUGUGGAAAGUUUGCAAGAAAAGUCCCAGUGUGCAUUGGAAGAGUAUGUUAGGAGCCAGUACCCCAACCAGCCGACUCGCUUUGGAAAGCUUUUGCUUCGCCUGCCUUCUCUCCGCACGGUCUCUUCUUCUGUCAUAGAGCAAUUAUUUUUCGUCCGUUUGGUAGGUAAAACCCCGAUAGAAACCCUCAUCAGAGAUAUGCUGCUGUCUGGGAGCAGCUUUAACUGGCCUUACAUGUCAAUCCAGUAGACAGAGAAGGAGAACCCCUUUCUCUUUAGAAGGGAGCAAAAUGCUGUUACAAGUUUACUGAAGAAGAGAGAGGCAUUUUUUAAAGGACUGUGAAUUUAAAAAAAGACUUUCAAUGAACUUUCUAAAUGCAUUUAAGAACUCAUGUGUCACUCUGAACAACUUGCUACUUAUCAUUUUUGUAAAAAGGACUUUCGUUUUUUUUCUUUUUUGGUAAACUUGAGAAAAAGUCGAUAAAAAGUGCAUUUAAAAAGGAGAAUUUGGAGAAAAUUAGGAGAAAAGAAAAAAAGUAAGUUUUCUUUUCCAAAUUAUUAUGAAUUGUCCUGUGUCUAUGUAUCUAUAGCUGUUUUUGUAUAUACCUUUUUUUCUUUCCUGGUUCCAAACCGGCUUAUUAAUGUGGUUCUGUAGUAUACGAUUUUUUUUUUUGAUUUUUUUUAUAUAUAUAUAUAACCAUGGCUUUUAUCAAGCAGAAAAAAAAAAAAAAAAAAAAAAACCUGUGUAUCAUGUAAAGUAUAUGUUCUGCAAGAAUUAAAACUGAAUCCACUACAAUGUUUAGGAUGGGGAUGGGGGUGGGGGGGAUUGUAUAAAAUACAUAACGCUGGAAGCGCACUUAAUGUACAAUGAAGACCCACAGAUCUACAAGGGAGGGGGCGGCGGUCUGGGGCAAAAAAGUUGACCACUAUUCAGUGACCCAACAACAAAAGCAGGAGUACCCCGAGGACAUGGAGUUUGGGGAUUCUGUGCUGAUACGGUAUUUCUGUAGAGCCAGGUGUCCAAGGCACAGUACACUUCAAAAAUGAAAAGGCAUUUCGGCAUUUCCGUCAUCGUGCAUCUCACAAUGGAAAACUUAAACCUGUAUAUUUGCAACGCGUUUGUAGUAUAGCUAUUGUCUAUAUUUUGCCCUUUUUUGUUGUUGAAAAUUUACAUUGGAUUCAGCAUGAAAAAAAAAAACUGUGUUGGCACUUACAGUUAACACGUGGGGAAUUCCUAGGAUUUAAACAAUUUUGUGUUUGAGCUAUAGAGCUUUAAAAAAAGAAAAAGAAAAAAAAACAUAUUGUGUCCUGUAAAUGUUUUAAUAAUUGAAAUGUUUGGUUAAGUCAUUGUGUGUAAAAUUCCAAUAGAAAAAAAAAGUAUGUGGGAAUUAAAAUAUUAAUUGAUAUAUGAA